AUGUCCGCUACGGGCAUGGAAAACCUUGAGGGUGCGGACUCGACGCAUAACACCAAGGUGUCCGAUUCCGCCUACUCCAACAGUUGCAGCAACAGCCAGUCGCAGAGAAGUGGAAGUUCAAAAUCACGCCACAGCGGCAGUAACUCGUCCGGCAGUAGCGGAUACGGCGGUAAGGCUUCGACCCAGGCCAGCAGCAUUGCGCCAAUCCCACAACAAGCCGCCAAGCGCAACAAGGAAAAGGAUCGUAAGAAGAAGAAGCUAAAGACGAGCGCUGACAGUGUUGUGCCGGGACCGAAUGGAUCUUCAACCGGCACCAACACGGCAGGACCCGCGGCCGGUGGUACGAGUGCCACCGUUGGUGUGGAACAGCAGAAUCUGUCGGGCUGCGGUGAUCCCGAACCGAUGGAUACGAUGCCCGGAAAUGUUUCCAUUAACAGCGGGUCUGCCGCAACGGGCGACAUAGGCGCGGGAGGAUCUGGCGUGCAAACGUCCGCUCAUGGCGGAGAGCCGAACGAUCGUCACGAGAUGAGCGUUGCUAGCGGUGGCAAGUGUGCGAAUGGGGUCGAACAAGUCGGUGUGGGAGUGGCCGCCGCCGCUGCUGCAGCCGGUGCAGCACAGAUCAUCAGCGAUGAGAACACUGAGGACGACCGCAAACACAUGUCGCAGGAACAAAUGCAUAGGUCGAGUGCGUCAACCAAUGCCGAUCUGCAGAAGAAACUGAUUGCGCAUAGCAUUCUUCCCGGACCGGCACCCCUACCGGCCGGUGUGGCCUCCAUUGUCAAUUCGAUCGCCACCGGUGAAUCCGACCACAAGUCGUCCGGACUGAGAGCCAACAAAGUCAGCGGGGAGCACACCGUAUCCGGCAGUGGCACACUCCUGGGUGUGGUACUUGCCGAGCAGCAUUGUCAACCGAAGCAACAGCAACACCAUCACGGCGUGCAGCAACAUCAACAUCCCAAACAGCAACACUCGACGAAGCAGGAUGCAGGUCCGCAGAACCAACAGCAUGGAUUGCAAGUACCGCAACAACAUUCCGCUUCCCAGCAGCAGCAACCGCACCACCACCAUCACCAUCCGCUGCAACCGCAACAGCAGCACGACAAGACGGUGCAACAGCCGCAGCAACAAUCAAACACACCGCGCACCAACAAGCCGGACGUGGAGGAUGGCUUCUGCUGUGUCAUCUCCAUGCACGACGGGGUCGUCCUGUUCACGACGCCAAGCAUCACGCACAGCCUCGGCUUCCCGAAAGACAUGUGGUUGGGGCGAUCGUUCAUCGACUUCGUGCACCCGAAAGACCGGGCCACGUUUGCGAGCCAGAUCACAUCGAAGGUGGUGGUACCGCUCGGUGAAUCGAAGAGCGGUCAAAAGGAUCAGAAGAAUUCGCUGUACGUGAUGUUGCGUAAGUAUCGCGGUUUGAAGACGGCCGGUUUCGGCGUCACCAAAACGACCGUCAACUACGAACCGUACCGGUUGGUGCUGACGUUCCGCGAGGCGCCGGCUGAGAAUGCGGACGUCAUGAGCGGACGUAGCAUACUGCUGAUUAUCUCCGCGACACCGGUCAAGAGCGUGUACAAGGAGCCGAAUGAAUCUCUGUGCGAGCGGGAGCUGAAGUUCAACACGCGCCACACCACGUCCGGAGUGCUGAGCUACGUGGAUGGGAAUUCGGUCGAGUCGAUCGGUUACCUGCCGCAGGACAUACUCGGCCGGUCGGUAAUGGAGCUGUACCAUCCGGACGACAUGCCCAUCCUGCGGAAGGCGUACGAAACGGUGAUGGUGAAAGGGCAGACCGCGGGCGCAUCGUUCGUCAGCCAACCAUACCGCUUUCUGGUGAACAACGGAUGCUACAUUGUGCUCAGCACCGAAUGGACGAGUUUCGUCAAUCCGUGGUCCCGUGAGCUGGAGUUCGUCAUCGGCAACCAUCGCAUCCUGCAGGGCCCAUCGACGGCGGACGUGUUCGUGUCGCCGUUCUACUGCCAAACGCAGAACCAAUUUUCGGACGAGGCGCUUAAGGAGGCGAAAAUGAUCGAGGAGCAGAUCUUGCGCAUGCUAAAGGAACCGGUCGCCAAACCGUCGGACAUGGUGAAGCAGGAGGUGUCCAAGCGGUGCAAAGCACUCGCCUCGUUCAUGGAGGAGCUAAUGGACGAGGUGGCGCAGCCGGAGCUCAAGCUAAACUUGCUCAAUGAGUCGGAUUUUACCUUCUCGGAGCGGGACUCCGUGAUGUUGGGCGAGAUAUCGCCACACCAUGAAUAUUUCGACAGCAAGAGUUCGUCGGAAACGCCGCCGAGCUACAAUCAGCUGAACUACAACGAGAACCUGCAGCGCUUCUUCGACAGCCGGCCGGCAAUGAACAUCGAGGAGCAGAUGAAGAUGGACUCAUCCGGCGGUACCAACACGGAAACGAUCGGCGACGAACAGUCGCACGCCGUCAGCCCAAACCAGCGCGAGUUUAGCGCGAGCGGGGGUGGCGGGAGUGGCGGUUCGGCUGGGAACUUUAGCUCCGAAAGCAACGCACAGAUGGACAGUACGACCAACACCACCAGCAACACGGGUGGGACGGGCGGGACGGGUACGUCCUCUGGUGGUGGGGGCAGCUUUCAACCACCGACCCUCACGGAGGAGCUGCUCUGCAAGCACAACGAGGACAUGCAGAAGGUCAUGCUCAAGAAGCACCGGGAGGCACGGAUGGUCGCGCGCGGAACCGACAAGAACAAGAAGGGCCCCCCGGACAAAGGUGGGUACGGGGGUGGCACCGUUGGUCACGGUGUCAAGCGUGGAUCAUCGCACUCCUGGGAGGGUGACGCACACAAAACCAUCAAGCACCAGCACAAUCCGGAUCCGAACGGUGGUUGCACUUCCAUUCAGCAGCAGCAGCAGCAGCAACAGCAGCAGCUGCAGCAGAAGAUGGGCCCGGUGGCACCUCAUGCCCUGCAGCAACAGCUGCUCAUACAACAGCAGCACCAGCAGCUACAGCAGCAGCAGCAGCUUCAACAGCAACAGUUGCAGCAACAGCAACAGCAGCAUCAACACCAUCAGCAAACCAAUGUGCAUCUGCACUACAAAGCACAGCACGUGUCGCAGCAUCAGCAUCAGCAGGGGCUCUACGGUCAAUCGUCAUUCCAGCAAACAACCCUGCAAAACCUAUCCACCGGACAGCUGCAGCAAACGCAGCAACAUCAACACCACCAGGAACAGCUGAUUCCACACCAAUCGAGCCAGCAACAUGCGUACCAAAGUCAAAUCCCGAGCAACGGUUUAGGUCUAUCCAGCCAGACAGAGAGCGUCCUUGCAGGCAACCAACGGUCGUCCUUUAACACGACCUUCACAACACCAUCGAUCUUGACACCGCAGAUGACGUACGGUACGCACAGCGGCAACAUUACCGGCCGUACCGGUGACCUUUGGCCACCGUUCAGCGUGAGCGUAACAACGAUGCAAGCGUCGGCCGGGGCCGGAACCGGAACGACCAGCUUCGUACCUUCGCACAGCAUUUUCCCCACCCUGUACUACAUCCCGGCGGCCGCAGCAGCAGCGGCGGCGGCCGCCGCCACGGCCGCCCCACAACCGGCACCGGUAGCCGCACUGGAGACGCUACCGCGGCUCAAUCCGAUCACCGUACCGUACAUGGCGGCCGGUGUCAUGUAUCCGCAUCCGCAGCUUUACCAGCAGUCGCUCCUGUAUCCGCCAAUGAUGUACCACGCGAUGCCUUACCAACCAUUACCACCACCGUGCGGGCUCGACAGUGACACGCGCAAUCAUCCGCACCAACAGCACCAGCAACAGCAGCAACAACAACGGCAACAGCAACAGCAGCAGCAACAGCAACAGCAGCGGCUACAGUCACAAACCGGUCAAUCGGCAGGUGGCCCCGGACAAACGACCUCCGGCGGCAUUGCUGUGGUGCUGGGACCGACCGCCGGUGGGCAAACUUCCGCACAAUCCUCCGAGGUGCCUGGUGCGACAGCGACCGGUGGCCAUACCGGGGGCAACAGUGGCAAGCUACCCGCACACAUUACAGUGCCACCCUCAGCCGGCAGUGGCUCCCAAUCGCAAACACCGUUCCAGCGUCCAUCCUCACAGGCGACAUCCGUUAAAGCUGAACCGGGAUCAGCAUUGGGAAGUAUUGCAUCCGCUUCAAUCGUCGUUAACCGGGCAUUUUCGGAGUCUUCAAAGAAGGAUCUUAUCGAUUCGCCUCUUAUCUCGAACGUUGACUGUACCGACUGUGCACUGGAUGAAGUGCUCGAGAAGCACUGUGAUGGUAUUGCGAACGGCAUAGAUCGGCGCGUGAAUGGAAGUUCAAGACAUACCGGGCAGCUAGACAAGCUGCCGAGUGGCGUUGGUACCACCGGUAUCGGCGCACCCGGUGGCGCUGUGGUCGGAAUGUGUGAAGUCAGUGACGACAUGGACGAAUCAAGCUUUUCAAGCUUCUACUCCAGCUUUCUCAAAACGGACAACUCCUCCGAAGGGCAAAACGGUGCCGAGCGCAAGGAGUCGAGCGAAAUGUGCUGGGAAAGUGGUUCGAACAAUGCGACCUCGAAUAACCGGAUGCAUGGAGACGGUUGCGGUGAGUCCGGCAAUCAGGAUACGCGUGACAGUGGAAAGCGGAACGGUGCGGGUGAGGGAACUGGUACUAUGGUGCGACCCGGCGGUGCAAGCGCAUGCCGUGCCAAGCGACGUCCAAAUCCUCCAUGGUUGGAUAACGUGUGCCAGACAAAGGACCUCAUCUACCGCUACCAGAUCAAUGAACGAUCUCUUAAAGAGUUGUUGGAUUCAGACAAUUUGGCGCUUAAGAAAAUAAGCCAGCCCAUCUUAGUUAACGAUCAGCUGGGUCAGCUGUACCUUGAUCUCGAACUGGAAGGCCUUUCGGCGAAGCUGUCGCUUAGCGAAGCCACAUCCGGUAGCAGCAGCGAUGACUGUGACACCAAGGACAAAGCCAAAGUGAACAAGCGCAACAUGAAGUACAGUAAACUGGUCAUGAUCUACGAGGAGAACGCACCCUUCCCACCACCGAACGAUUCCGAGCCAUAG
Anopheles marshallii is the source of this 5028-nucleotide messenger RNA. RefSeq names its product period circadian protein (gene per). The record is from RefSeq and is a predicted model, not a curated record. The transcript is spliced from 6 exons. Lineage: Eukaryota; Metazoa; Arthropoda; Insecta; Diptera; Culicidae. Gene Ontology annotation, biological process: negative regulation of transcription by RNA polymerase II; entrainment of circadian clock by photoperiod; circadian regulation of gene expression. Gene Ontology annotation, cellular component: cytoplasm; nucleus. Bases 1 to 5028 code for a protein of 1675 amino acids. Gene Ontology annotation, molecular function: transcription cis-regulatory region binding; transcription corepressor binding.